UGAAGUGCGGCGUCCAGGUGACGCAACCAGCUGUCAGCUGUUUGUGUUUUUGCUUUAUUUUUUAGGUCUACCUCUUCAAGUUAGCCGUUCAUCUUUCCUUAAAAACACGGAAUAUAAUAACUACAUGUACGAUUCUGGGUUCAACCGGGACACGGAAAUAAACGCGCUUCAUUAGCUUUUCUUAGAACUGAAUAACUAGCGACCCAGCUAGCGUAGCUACAUCUUAUUUGUUACCGACUGGCGGACCUUCAGCUUUGAAAACGACCUCGAAGAGGGAUCGAACCGACCCCAGGCCUCCAAUCCGGGGCGGAGGGAGGGAAGGAGGUCGCUGGGAUCGGGAUGGAGAGCAAAGAAGAGGCCGGCGGACCGGACGCGCCGGGGCUGUGCUGCGCCUCCUUCAACCAGGACACCACGUCCCUGGCUGUGGGGAAUAAGACUGGAUACCGGCUCUUCUCAGUGACCUCGGUGGAUAAACUGGACUGCGUCUAUGAAAGCGCAGAAUCCCCAGAUGUUUACAUCGUGGAGCGCCUGUUCUCCAGCAGUCUGGUGGUUGUGGUGAGCCAGGCCACUCCCCGCAGGAUGAACGUCUACCACUUCAAAAAGGGAACCGAGAUAUGCAACUACAGCUACUCCAACAACAUCCUGUCCGUCCGCCUCAACCGACAGAGGCUGGUGGUGUGUCUGGAGGAAUCAGUCUACAUCCACAACAUCAAGGACAUGAAACUCCUGAAGACUCUGCUUAGCACACCACCCAACCCCUCAGGUCUUUGUGCUCUCUCCAUUAAUCAUUCUAACUCGUACCUGGCGUACCCUGGCAGUGCCACCAUCGGAGAGAUCAUCGUCUAUGACGCCAACAACCUGAACACUGUGACCAUGAUUCCAGCUCAUGACAGCCCUGUGGCAGCCGUCACCUUCAACGCCUCGGGCACCAGGUUGGCCAGUGCCUCAGAGAGGGGCACUGUCAUAAGAGUGUUCAGCAUCCCCGAGGGCCACCGGCUGCUGGAGUUCCGCAGAGGGAUGAAGAGGUACGUCAACAUCAGCUCGCUGUCCUUCAGUCCAGACAGCCAGUUCCUCUGUGCCUCCAGCAACACAGAGACGGUGCACAUCUUUAAACUGGAGCACCCCACUCCCAGUGGCGAGGAGUCGUCCCCCACCUGGUCGGCGUACGUGGGGAAGGUGUUCUCCGCCGCCAGCAGCUACCUCCCGGCGCAGGUGUCCGACAUGAUGAACCAGGACCGCGCCUUCGCCACCGUGCGCCUCCACGUGUUCGGCCAGAGGAACGUCUGCGCGCUGGCCACGAUCCAGAAACUUCCGCGUCUCCUGGUGGCUUCCUCUGACGGGCAGCUCUGCGUUUACAACCUCGACCCCCACGAGGGUGGAGAGUGUGUCCUCGCCAAGAGGCACAGGCUGUUUGGCUCAGAUAAGGAGCGUGGUGCGCUGGAGGAGCCCCAGCCUGACACCGCUGCUCCUGCCCAAAGCUGCCAGUCCUACGCUGCCACCGUCGCCACCUCCGGAGCCACGCCCUCCUCUGCCACUCUGACAGGUUACUCAGAAGACGGGGGAGCGAUGAAGGGUGAGAUCAUCCCAGAGCACGAGUUUGCAGCGGGACCCGUGUGUCUGGACGACGAGAAUGAGUUUCCUCCAAUAAAUUGGUGCCGUGACGGGACGGGGACUGGCAAAGGCCGGCGUGCGUGAGCGAGCGAGCGAGUCAGGUGGAGCACAGGUGCACAGGUGGAGACCAGAUGGGGGAGGCUACACCUGUAGCCAGAAGAUUGGCUACGCAUGAGCCAGGACACUUACACAUUUCAGGGUGCUAACUAUCGUUUAACAAAAAACUAAACAAAAAAAAAAAAACGGAAGAAAAUUAGUUUUCAUUGAAAAGUCAGGAUUGGGUCUAUUUUGCUCAACUCCUUAAGAGAGUGUUAUACAAGUUAGGUGCAUGACUGAACUUUAACAUAGCCACGUUUUAACAUAUACUUGACCAAUAUCUUCUUAAAGGAAAUAUUGUUUUUAUUAUCAUUAUGGUAUCGAACCUUGAAAUAAGGAAUUUAACUAUUUUUAUGGGUUUUUUUUUUUUGGUUUUUUUUUUUGUUAGUUAUCUUGAUUUUGGAUACAUGCCUAUUGUAUGUGUACUCCUCUUGUAUACCAAGUUGGUAAAUUGUUUUGUAUGUGCCUAUAAUAUCAUUUGUAACCAUGCAAAAUAUUUUGCAAAGUUGCACAAAACCCAAAAAAAAAAAGAAAUAAGUAGAAAUUGCAAUGGUAAUAAAAUAAUGAAACAGG
Anguilla anguilla (European eel) is the source of this 2280-nucleotide messenger RNA. It is a transcript of the gene wipi1, whose product is annotated as WD repeat domain, phosphoinositide interacting 1. The coding region runs from base 340 to 1695 and encodes 451 amino acids. Gene Ontology annotation, biological process: protein localization to phagophore assembly site; protein lipidation; nucleophagy. The transcript is spliced from 13 exons. Gene Ontology annotation, molecular function: protein binding; phosphatidylinositol-3,5-bisphosphate binding; phosphatidylinositol-3-phosphate binding. Lineage: Eukaryota; Metazoa; Chordata; Actinopteri; Anguilliformes; Anguillidae. Gene Ontology annotation, cellular component: extrinsic component of membrane; phagophore assembly site membrane; cytosol. The record is from RefSeq and is a predicted model, not a curated record.